Molecule: messenger RNA, 915 nt
Organism: Trichoderma citrinoviride
Lineage: Eukaryota; Fungi; Ascomycota; Sordariomycetes; Hypocreales; Hypocreaceae
Product: alpha/beta-hydrolase
Exons: 1
Coding region: 1-915 (304 amino acids)
Molecular function (GO): hydrolase activity
Source: RefSeq, a predicted model, not a curated record
AUGCCCACCGACUCCGCCGUCAGACUUGCAGCUAUUCGAGUGGCAGUCGACCAAGUCGCCGAGGCCGAGAAAAACGCAAUUCUGUCAGAUCCAACUCUCGAGGUGGAAGAGGUCUUCAUCCCUGGGCCCCGGGGAGACAUUCGCUUGUCCGUCAUAAGACUGAAGGAUGUCGCUUCAGACGACACCAAGAAGCGUCCGGCCAUCUAUAACAUCCACCCGGGAGGCUUGAUUAUGGGCAACGAGUACAUGGCGAUUUCCUCUGCGAUUUCCUGGAUGAAAGAGAUCGGCGGCAUCGUCGCUUCGGUCAACUACCGUCUGGCUCCAGAGCAUCCCGGCCUUGCCCCCUUCGAGGACUCCUGGGAAGGUCUCGUCUGGUUCGCCAAACAAGCAGAUCGAUUCGGCUUCGACCCGGACAAGUUGAUUCUGUCAGGCUCCUCGGCGGGCGGAGGCAUUGCUACCGCGGCCGCGAUCAAGGCCCGGGACGAGGGCUUCCCCAAGCUGUGCGCUCAAGUUCUCAUUUGUCCCAUGCUGGACGACCGGGCUGCCACCGUCUCCCAUCAGCAAUUUUUCCACCACGGCUCUUAUACCGGCGAGGCGGACGAGUUCAGCUUCGGGUUGGUCUUGGGCGACCGACGCGGCACGGAUGACGUUUCGGUCUUUAUAGCGCCGGCUCGGGCGACGGAUCUUUCGGGCCUUCCCCCGACAUAUAUCGAGGUUGGGUCUGCCGAACCUUUUCGAGACAGCGUAGUUGCGUUUGCGUCCAAGCUGUGGGAGCAUGGCGUGCAGGCCGAGCUGAUGGUGUUUGCGGGUGCCUUGCAUGGCUUCGAUUACUAUGCCCCGGAAGCCAUGGUAUCGAAAAGUGCUGCCCAGGCGAGGUUGAACUGGAUCCGACGGUUCAUGGCGCAGUCCAAAUGA